Messenger RNA from Anoplophora glabripennis (Asian longhorned beetle), 2292 nucleotides. Its product is annotated as protein eva-1 homolog C. NCBI's taxonomy places the organism in Eukaryota, Metazoa, Arthropoda, Insecta, Coleoptera, Cerambycidae. The record is from RefSeq and is a predicted model, not a curated record. Gene Ontology annotation, molecular function: carbohydrate binding. The coding region runs from base 181 to 1788 and encodes 535 amino acids. The transcript has 9 exons.
GAAUGUUACAGUCGGCCCUGAAAAUAUACCGACACUUUUACGUACCUGACAAUAACAAAUUUUAAUUUCCGUCACGGCGACACCGCCGAAGUGAUCGAUAAAAUAUUGUUAGUUGCCCAUAACACGUCCCAGUGAAAUAUAAUGAUCCCCUUUGUGUUUUGUGAUUCCUAAGUGAAUACAAUGACUUCUUGGAUCGUCCUCUCGCUUAUCCUUUCAGGAGGUUUUCACGUCUAUGCUGAUAAUUUAGCUUUAUUAUCAGGAACCCUAAGGACCUACCAACGAGCAGGGUGCGACGAUGAAGUUGUGACCUUGAAGUGUCCCCCGGGAACCAGCAUAUCCAUCGAAGUAGCCCAGUAUGGGAAAUCUGCCCCUUCCAAGUCACUAUGUGGGGUCAGGUCCACCCCUUCCGCCAUUUCCAGGAUGUCCUACAGCUACAACGUGUCCUGCUUAUGGCCUAAUGCUAUCCAGAGUAAGUGGGAAGGAUCUGAAGGCAACUGGGGGAGAUACUCGCUGUUGCAGACCGUGGUGGAGACCUGCCAGAAGAAGCGUCAGUGCAAGUUCCAGCCGAAUCCGAAGACCUUCGGGGGGGACCCCUGCCCGGGAGUUCGAAAGUACGUCGAAGUCGCUUACAAGUGUAGGCCAUAUGAGUUUCGAAGUAAAGUGGCCUGCGAGAAUGAGCGAAUCCAAUUGAAGUGCAAUCCCAACUCGAGAGUAGCCGUCUACAGCGCCAGCUACGGCAGGACGGAGUACGAGAGCAUCCAGUGCCCUCAACCUCAGGGUGUGCCAGAGGAAACAUGCCUAGUUAGCUACGCUACUGAGACAGUGAUGCAGCUCUGCCACGGGAAGAGGACAUGUGAUUUGACAGCCGACAUCAGUACAUUCGGAAGUCCAUGCAAACCUCAAUCCAGGAUGUACUUAAAAGUGGUGUACACGUGCGUGCCGAGGAAAGUACUGAAAGAACAAUACGAAGGCGCUUUAGAACCAGACGAAACCGAAGACGAAUUUUCAAACGACGAAGACGACGAUUUCGACGUAUACGAUGCUGGAAACGAAUUCAUCCGAGAGUCCGCCGCCUCUCCGCCAGCGCCAAACAUCGAAGGCAUCGCCAAAGACAACUUUACCAAAGAUAUAAGCGACGUUAGCUCCAAAACUCCGCCGCACAAGUCCAACGGGUUCGACUUUGCCCCCUUUCAGCCCCACACAACUCCUCGUUCUCGUUCUAACCCGUUCCGUUCCCGAUCUCCAACCAUGCAGAAAACUACCAAAGAUAUGUUGGCCGAUGUUAUCCCCGAUCCAAAUUGCACCAUCACGGUGUACGCCGGGUCGGAUCCAAGCCAGAAAACCGGGGUGAUCGGCUUCAUUUCCGAGUGGAUUAACGCGUACGCAUUCGUCUCACAAAACCAAGAACGCUUCUUCCUCUACCUAAUAGUGAGCGUGGCGGCGGGCCUCCUCCUCCUGCUCAGCUUCCUGGUGGGCCGCCUCCUCCUGCAACGGCACCGGGCGAGACGCGAAGCGAAAUUCCACGCUACGAACAUUUCCGAGAACACCCUCCCCAACGGCUUCACGGACGACAUCAGCGAAGUCGACGCCGACAUCGACCUGACCACGCCGCUGCCGGGGCCGGUCCCUUCGGUGACGAUCCACUCGCCCCCCAUGGGCAGUAUCGCCGAGGUGGUGCGAUACCCCCACGUGCACUCCCACACGCUGCGCCGUCCCCCCCAGGCCAUGGAGAGCGACAUGCCGAGGAGUUUGAGCAGCGCCUCCAGCACCCACUACUACUACGGAUGACCGGAGUGCCCGGGGCGCGGGGCAACUAUUCCACAGUCGCCGACAUCGUCCGCGUGCCCGGGCCAGCGCACUUACUGCUUCUAGUGCUGCAGAGCGGCCAGACGUUCAGUGCACGUUGCUGUUCAGUGAACCAGACCAAAGAUACAUUCACCUCUAGACUUUCGUCAAAGACUACCAGUACUGUUAUUGUUUAUUUUGCCGUGUGACCCGCGAAAUGGAACACCCGGUAUUCGCCACGGCGUCCCUGGGGGUCCGGAAGGGGCGGUUACACUCUCUCCUCGUCUUUUGCACAUACCGGAAGUAAAAUAAGCUAAAAAUGCACGAUCCUUGACUCGAUUUACCUAAUUUUCUACAGAACCUUAAGAUUAAUUUUUAGUUCCGAUUUUCUCUAGAUUUUGAUAAAUGUAGCAAAAUUUUAUAUAUUUGGAAAAAAAAAUGAAUUUGUAAGUCAAAUCCUAAUAAUAACUUCAUUUCUGGACAAAAAAAAAGAAAUAUAUAUAUAUU